UACUUGGUUUGCAUCUUGCACUAUGUUGGGAUGGUUGUAGUCUGUAACUGUGGUUAUGUGAAGUGGGAAUCACCACCUUCUGUGGUGGUGGAGUGAUAACAGUUUAUAGGUUACAGGGAUGAUGUCCUGACGAUACGUUUCUGUGCCAUUAAUCUGCGGUGGCUCAUGGUCCAGGAUUGUGCCUUGACCUUCAGGUGGUGCUGCUUAAUCUCGUUAGCCCCAGGCAGCCACUGUGGAAAUCCCAGUAGACCUGUGCUGGCUGUGCCACACUCUGUAUCUCUACACCACCGGCAUGCAGAACCACCUGUAGAAACACAGGAUGUUUAACUGGGUGGUGAAAGUGGUCCCCCAACUCCCUGAAGCUCCCGGGACCGAUGAAGCUGCUAAGACCCCUGCUGCUGACCACCCCAAAAAUAAAGUGAAGAGUUCUCCACUGAAAAACACAGACGACGUUUCAGAGGAAAGCCAGGCCCAGGCUGGAGUUUUAGGCUGGCUGUCUAAUGGGUUCGUCAGCACCCUGCCUCAACCUGCUGGCUCCCCUCGACUCAGCAGGGCCAACUCUGACGCCAAAUCAGGAGAGGACGGAGAAAGGUCUGGAGUCAUAGGCUGGGUCACUCAGGGUCUGACCAAGGUGUUGCCUCAGCCCGAUGAGAAGUACAAAGAGACUAACGACGACAACGAAGAACACACUGAGGUCUAUGAAGUAGCAACAAUGCCAGAUUUUGAUCCCCUUCCACACAUCCCGGUGGUGGAGAUAGUGUCAGAUGAUGAAGUGUCGGAGAUAGACAGUCUGACCUCUCAAUUCCCACCCAAGGUCGUGAACUGGAUAAAGCAGAUGGUCCCUCAGCCAGUUAUACUGCCCCCUGGUGCCGUACCCAUAGAACCAUCAACCAAGUCCUCCCGCUCCUCUCUGGACAAAAUUUUGUCGCCACCACCUGAAUCUCUCAGUGGAAUCUCACUGGAUACUGACAGCAAGGCCUCGGGCGUGGUUGGCUGGUUCGUGUCAGGACUGGGCCUGAAGAUGCCUCAGCCUGCCAUUCCACCCAAAGAUGAAGCUGAGGGUGCAGCUGAAGUUCUACAGAAAGCUUCAUCCAAACUCAAACCUGACAUGGUACUAGAAGACGUAGAGUCAGACAACGAGGGCCAGCAGAAACAUGAAGAUCAGUCCAAAGCUGCAGCACCAUCCACAUCACUGACUCCACCAUCACCGACAGCACACCAACAGCAGGAAGUGACACAGCAGACGCAGUCCAAUUCACUGCAGUCUCAGAAGUGUGAUGACCACAACCCAGAACCAGAACCGUCUGAGAGUUUGACAAAAAUAUCUCAAGAAGAUGCUGAGACCCAGACGGGCCGCUGGACGCCGUUCAUUGAAAGCAUCAAGAAGGAGGCAGAAGAUGUAGCUUUGGCUACCAUGGAGGAACGUCUGCUGCAGGAGCGUGUGGAGAUGACACGUAUGGCCGAAGAGGUGGCCAGGCAGACAGCUGAGAUGGCCAUUAGACAGAUGGCCAGUGAGGGACAGUCCAUCAAACUCUCACUGGGCAGUCAAGAUCUGCUGGAGGAGCCUGAAGCAGAGCUGCCAGUGCCACAAGAAGAGGAGAGCGAAGUGGAUCACAGUAAAGUCGCAGAAGAGGAACAGAGCCUUUCUGAGGAGAAGGAGGAGACUGAGGAACCUACCAUUAAGGAACCAGAGCCAACGGAGGAAGCAGAGCCACAGCAGACCUCCCCCUCUCCACCUCCAAGUCCUGAACCAGUUAAGACCUCUGAGCCAGAGCCGGAGCCAGAGCCGGAGCCGGAGCCGGAGCCUGAACCAGAACUAGAACCAGAAUCAGAGACCAAGACCCAGGAAGCUGAUUCAGAAGCUGAGCCUGUAACCAAGCAGCCGCAGAAAGCAGAGAAAGACAGUGAAAGCACCAAUGCUGACAAAGCUGGUGAAAAAGAGGAGGAAGCUACUGGGGACGGCUGUGGUGCUCCAGUCAGCUGUGAUGCAUUAAAGAGCUGCCUGAUGCGCAUUCCUCACACCUCCGAGUGCCUCGGCAACAUCAACGCGUUCUUCAAAGAGAACGGCAUCUCCCCUCCCAAAAUACCCUCCAUGCCUAAGCUACCUACCCAGCUCUCUGACGUUACCAAGUACUUACCCUCCCUACCCCCUGAAUUGCGCCAAGAGUUCUCCCAGAUCCGACUCACGCAGGUCCCCCGAAAUAUCGUCCAGACUCUGACUGAGCUUUUGCCCAAAAGCUCAGAGGGUUCAGUCGGCCCCAGUCUGUCCAGUCUUUCCCAGAGCUUUUCAAACAUCCCACAGAAGCUCUCCCAGUUUCCCAGCCAAACGCAGCAGUACUUCCUCAAUGUCCGGAACCGCCUCAACAGCCUUAUGCCUCAAGAUGCCUAAGAACAACAACAACAGCAAAAACAGAAGCAAGACAAGAAUCAGCAAGAAGUUGAACUGAACUGGCUCGUCCGACACUCCCCUCUCCCUCCUCACCCUCCUCAGCUCCGGUCCCGCUCCCCAUCUCCAUCCUCCCCCAACAGUAGCGCCCUCGAAUUGCCCAAUGUGCCAUCCUACCCACGCCUGCCGCCAAUUGUCAGCCCCCCAUCGAAGCAGAUCCACUCACCGUCCCACCAGCUGUCAGGUCUCUCUAACCCAGCGUUCUUCAUUGAAGAUGACUCAGACAUUUCAGCAAUAAGACCCGCAGAGAGCUCUAGCCUCAGCCUUCGUCCAGCUGUCAAUGUAGAGGAUGUCGACUCAGACCACGAGACAGGAGGAGCAGGAGGGGGAGAAGGAGUGGGGGAAGAAGGGAGCAAUAUUCCCCAAGUCCUCACCCCCCAGGACCCCAAACUUACAACCCUCACUGUCCCUGUGACGCCUUCUGGAGGUCGUCAAAGUAAAGCAGAUAAAGAUGAAACAACGCAUAUGCAUAGCUUAUAUGCAUUCAUGGCAAAUGAUUUCACAAGAGAGAAACGCAAAGUAACAUCAGUAGGAUAUGUUAUUUGGGCUACGUCAAGGUGCAAGCUUCUCUGUUGGCAAGUGGAGAGUUUUAGUGGAAGGAAUCGUAGGACUAUCUGGACAAAGAUUAGGAGGCUGCACUCUCAAAGUGAAGAUGAUGAUGAUGAAGCAAGCAUCCCUGUCAGAGCCUGGCCCAGCCAGUCCAGCCUGCACAGCACAGAUGACAUACUGAAAGAGCGUCCAACAUCUUCAGCCAGUCAGACCAGUACAGUGGUCAACGAGCGUCUUCAGGAGCUGGUCAAGAUGUUUAAAGAGAGAACGGAGAAGGCAAAGGAGAAACUCAUUGACCCUGACAGCUCAGAUGAAGACAGCAUCAUCCCCUCUCCUCCUCAGGCUUCAGCUCCUCAGCCUGCUCCUGGAGCUAAGCCAGUGGACGGGGGAGAGAAGGAGGCACAAGCAGGUCUAUCAGGAGGAGGUGGAGGAGGAGUGGAGGAGAGUGGGGCAGAGGAGGAGCAGUCUAGCCCCUGCUGCAAGGUGAAAACUCCUCGGUGGAUACGAGCCUGUAUGCACUACCGCUUCCCUGCCAGCAUCGACCCUUUCACCAAUCUAAUGUACGUGCUGUGGAUGUUAUUAGUCUCUCUGGCCUGGAACUGGAACGCCUGGUUCAUCCCAGUGCGCUGGGCCUUCCCCUACCAGACUCCAGACAAUAUUUACUACUGGCUGCUGACCGACUACCUGUGUGACCUCAUUUACAUCCUGGACAUCACCAUCUUCCAGCCGCGCCUGCAGUUUGUUCGCAGAGGGGACAUAGUGUGUGACAAAAAAGAGAUGAGAAAGAAUUACAUGAAAACAAAACGCUUCAAAUUUGAUGUAGCCAGCCUGGUUCCCCUGGAGCUCUUCUAUUUCAAAACUGGCAUCAACCCUCUGCUUCGCUUACCCAGGCUGCUGAAGAUCAACUCCUUCUUUGAGUUCAACGAGCGUCUAGAGGCCAUCUUGACCAAAGCCUACAUCUACAGGGUGAUCCGCACCACCACCUAUCUUCUUUACUGUCUCCACUGUAACGCCUGUCUAUACUACUGGGGCUCUGCCUUCAUGGGAAUAGGAUCAACCAAGUGGGUGUACAAUGGCGAAGGCAACAGUUACAUUCGCUGUUACUACUUUGCGGUGAAGACCCUGAUCACCAUUGGUGGUCUGCCAGAGCCCACCACCCUCUUUGAGACUAUCUUCCAACUCAUCAACUAUUUUAUUGGAGUCUUUGCAUUCUCUAUCAUGAUUGGACAGAUGCGUGACGUGGUUGGUGCAGCCACAGCAGGUCAGACCUACUACCGCACAUGUAUGGACAACACUGUUAAAUACAUGUCCUCCUAUCACAUCCCCAAAGACGUCCAGAACCGUGUCAAAACCUGGUACAACUACACCUGGCAAUCACAAGGCAUGCUGGAUGAGCUGGAGCUGUUGACUCAGUUGCCAGAUAAAAUGCGUCUGGACAUUGCUGUAGACGUCAACUACUCCAUCGUCAGCAAAGUCCCUCUUUUUCAGGGUUGUGACAGACAAAUGAUCUUUGACAUGCUGAAAAGCCUACGCUCUGUUGUCUACCUGCCUGGGGAUUAUGUCUGCAAAAAGGGCGAGGUGGGUCGGGAGAUGUACAUCAUAAAGGCAGGGGAGGUGCAGGUGGUUGGAGGACCGGAUGGGAAAACGGUGUUUGUCACUCUCGGAGCAGGAUCAGUCUUUGGAGAGAUCAGUUUGCUUGCAGUAGGUGGGGGUAACAGGCGCACAGCAAAUGUAAUCGCCCAUGGCUUUGCCAAUCUCUUCAUCCUGGACAAGAAAGACCUGAAUGAGAUCCUGGUCCACUACCCCGAGUCCAAGAAACUGCUCCGCAAGAAGGCCAGGAAGAUGCUUACCAAGGGAAAGAAACCUGAGCAAAAAGAAGAGGCUAAGGGUCCCCCUCAGGUCCCAGCAGCCCCUGUUAGGCCGGAGACCCCCAAACUGCUGAGAGCAGCCCUGGAGAUGACAGAGAGAUCCGCUGGACUUAAAGGAGCUCUGGCUAAAGUCAAAGAGAAGACCAACAAGUCCAGCAUCUCAUUACAGCCCUCCAUCUCCUCCUCCCUGCUUCCUCCAUCUCCCACCUCCAGCUCCGGACCUGACAGGGACGUGGACACGCCAUCACCCAUCUCUGCGAGCUCCGCAACGAUUCACUCUGCUUCUGGUUGCCGCAAAAACAGCUGCCACGGCAACGCAGACGAAAUGCCCACCAUGGACCAAAGAGAGGAAGGUGUCAGUGAGGUCAAAGGGAACGAGGGUGGGAAGAGGAAGGAAAAGAAGUUGUAAUAAUUAUUUAAAGGACAAGGGAAGGAGGAGACUGCUGUGAGGACUGGAUGACAAUCCCUAAGAGGAGAGGCGAAAUUUGAGUGAUCAAAGGGAAAUAAAGAAACACUUGCUUUAAAGGGGGGAAUAGGAAUAAGCAAUGCUGCGUAUAUCUGCUAUAAAUUGACAGAAUGGUGGAAUGAAAGACAGAGGAGGUCAUAUAAUUGAACAUGUACAAAAACUGUCAUGUCUUGUUGUCAGGCUGAUCUGCUAAAAUUAUGGGGGACAACUUCAUUGCAAAAAUAUCAGGGUAGUUUUCCACUGACCCACAACGCACUUACCCAUUUCGUACGUUAUAACCUUACAGCCCUCUAUCUACAUUAUGCUGUUCAGUUGUAAUGUACCUGUAAACUUGAAAAGCUGGAAUAUUUUGUCACUUUACGUCAAAUAUCAUCAACAUAGCAUUAAUUGUUGUAGGGUGAGCUGUGUUUUGCAUUAGAACCGUUACAUGUUGUGGGCGUCACAGUCUGUCCCUGGUUCUUUCAAGCUGGACCUCUGGAAAACACAACUCCAGCUGGUUCAUUUUGUUCUCCCAUUGCUUUACAGUCUUCUUUCAUCUUUUUUCAUCUCAUUAUUAGAUCACCUAAUGUACAGUAGGAGCAAGCCAUUCCUCGCCUGGUUACCUCAUCAGAAUUCAAGCACAUUUUCAUCAUCUACACUGAGUUUAGUGAAUACAGUGUAGCUAUGAUGAUGAGAGAAUUCUGUGUGGGAUGGCAUAGUCAAGCCGUAACAGUUAACUCAGAUCAGUUAUUUCUAUAGAACCGAACUUCUUGUCUUUCUAAAACAUACACGAAAUGUUUUUGCUGUUGUUGUCUGCGAACUGUUUACAGAUUCUUUUGUAAACUUGAAGUACAUUUUGCCUUAUAUGUUUUACCUUUGUGUUGUGUUGGUGUGAGUAGCUUGCACUGCUGAUGUUUCUACAAGUUGGUUUGAAAAACAGUACAGACCUAGUAAAGCUGUAUUUUACAACAUGAUCAUCCAUACUUCCAUCAUAAGAUAUGUUACAAAUAUAUGUUGACAGGUCAACGUAAGGUCAUCCCAGUUUUUUUAUAUAGUUUUUUAGUCUGUCUUUGACCAUCAUAACUUUAAGCAUAGCAAGCUCAAACAUCAUCUAGCCUCUUAUUACAUCAACACUGGAUUUUACAUGCUAAUAAGAUAUAUAUAUCACUAAUCACUGACUAAAAAAUGUAGCCAUUAAUACAUGUAAUACUAUUGCUUUACAUAUUUUACAACAGUUAACAUUUCUAUGUUCAUGUUCGCUUUGUACAAUAAUGUAAAUAUAUUUGUUUUUUGAGAUUUAGAUGUAUCAUAUUUUCAUUUUUCCUUCAAUGUAAAAUCACUGUACUGCUUAACAGUGUCAUGACAUGUAUAUGCAUUCUAAUAACACUAAAUGUUUAAUUUGUGCUGAAAUGUGUUUAGGACUCAGUAAUGAUGUAAGAAUUAUCCUUUUUGUAUAGAUGGUUUGAUCAUUGAUACAGCCUCAGAAAACGGGCCCAUAAACCAGCUAACCAUACUGCCAGACAAACUGUAGAAAGAAUUAUCAUUGUUGUUUUUUCCUUUAUGGUUGUUUGUGUAAGUGUGUGUGUGUGUGUGUUUGUAGUGAGAGGGGAGAGAUGAGUGCUUAUAAUGGACUCUAAACAAAUGUGUGUGUAUAAUAAUGUCCAUAAACUCGAUUUCGUCACAGAUGUAGCCAUGUCUUUUGUGAAUUUUGUUUAAAUAAAGGACUGUUUUCACCAUA
Molecule: messenger RNA, 7046 nt
Organism: Siniperca chuatsi (mandarin fish)
Lineage: Eukaryota; Metazoa; Chordata; Actinopteri; Centrarchiformes; Sinipercidae
Product: cyclic nucleotide-gated cation channel beta-1-like
Biological process (GO): retina homeostasis; monoatomic cation transmembrane transport
Cellular component (GO): photoreceptor outer segment; intracellular cyclic nucleotide activated cation channel complex; plasma membrane
Molecular function (GO): protein-containing complex binding; intracellularly cGMP-activated cation channel activity; intracellularly cAMP-activated cation channel activity
Source: RefSeq, a predicted model, not a curated record